UGUAAAAUAAAAUAAAAACAAAAAAAUAAAUAAUCAAACAAAUUAGCUUACGUAUUUUAGCAACAAAUCGAAACAGACCAUACACACCAAUUCGAUAUUAUUUGCAAAGCUAGUGUAAAAUCGUUGAAAUUUGAGAGCCAAUGUAUACUUCAUACCAACUGCGCAUAAUCGCUAUUCUUCUCUGUCUCGCUACCUUAUUCAGCAAUGCGCACCCGUUCACCAUAUGAGUAUAUACUGUGACAUAUGUAGCUGCAGUUAAAGAAUUUCGUGCUGCUGUCAGAUUUUCCAAUUGACAAGCGCGGUGCCAAUUUCUGUCCAAGUUUUUGUGUAUUCUCUCUCUGUUAUAAAAUUGUGUAUUUUUCUAUAAGAUUUUCUUCAACGAAUACGCGAUUAAAUUGUUUAUUAACAAAUAUUGCCAUGACAUACGUGUAAAAAUGUAAGGAAACUUGGAGAUGUACAACUAAAUAUUUGGCUAAUAUAAACAGUCGAAAAAAGUUACUACAGCAAGCGGUAGACAGGCAAUCAACCAACCAAACGUCUUUGGUGACAGAUUGAAAAUCGAUUUUUUCAUGCCAGAUUCAUACAAAAUUUUCGCUGCUCAUCUAUAGGACGUCGCUAAAAGUGCGUCCAGUAAAAAUAAAAACACUUCUCUGCACCCGGCUAAUAAUGGAAAACUAGCGUUAAGUUAAAAAGUUCACAAAAAACUGCAACCAAAUAAAAUAAGUUUAGCAAAGUAGCACCAACAACAUUUUGACUAAAAUCACAGUAGCACAGAAUCAAUUGCGUUUGCAACAUUUGUGGCUAAAUCAAUAAUCCAACAUUUCUACACCCGAGCCACGCAUAACAACAAAAUCGAAACAGACAGACGUUGCAUUUGCAAUUUUUUCGGUGUUUCAAAGAAAUUCGUCAAACAAAGCAUCCAAACCCAAAUCAAAUAGAGAUACAUCAUCGUAGAUCAAGUCAACCCAUAUUUAUUUGCAACGAAAAAUGAACGUGUGAAUUGAAAACAACAACUUUAAAACACCAAAAACUUUAUAACCGAAGAGUAAAAAAUACAACAAAAAAAAAAUAAACCAAAAGCAAUGAGUUCCCGACAUUACACCAUCGAAGUGGGGGAUACGAAUUUCACAAUUCUUAAUCGGUAUACAAAUUUGAAACCGAUCGGUUCGGGCGCUCAAGGCAUAGUAUGUGCCGCCUACGAUACGGUGACCGAGCAAAAUGUUGCCAUUAAAAAAUUAUCACGACCAUUCCAAAAUGUAACACAUGCCAAGCGGGCUUAUAGAGAGUUUAAGUUAAUGAAGCUAGUAAACCAUAAGAAUAUUAUUGGUUUACUUAAUGCAUUUACACCACAACGUAGCUUGGAAGAAUUUCAAGAUGUUUACCUUGUUAUGGAGCUCAUGGAUGCAAAUCUAUGUCAAGUCAUACAAAUGGAUUUGGAUCAUGAUCGUAUGUCAUAUUUAUUAUAUCAAAUGUUAUGCGGUAUAAAGCAUUUACACCUAGCCGGCAUUAUACAUAGAGACUUGAAGCCAUCAAAUAUUGUCGUUAAAGCCGAUUGCACAUUAAAAAUUUUAGAUUUCGGUUUGGCACGUACAGCCGGUACAACAUUCAUGAUGACACCAUAUGUUGUUACACGUUAUUAUCGUGCACCCGAAGUUAUUUUGGGUAUGGGCUAUACCGAAAAUGUAGAUAUUUGGUCUGUGGGCUGUAUUAUGGGUGAAAUGAUAAGGGGUGGUGUUCUAUUUCCCGGCACUGAUCAUAUUGAUCAAUGGAAUAAAAUUAUUGAACAAUUGGGUACUCCGUCUACAUCAUUUAUGCAGCGUUUGCAACCAACUGUCCGUAAUUAUGUCGAAAAUCGACCACGUUAUUCGGGUUAUUCAUUCGAUCGUCUAUUCCCCGAUGUACUCUUUCCAAAUGAUAAUAAUGAACAAAGUCGACGAAAGGCAUCGGAAGCACGUGAUUUACUUAGUCGUAUGCUAGUGAUUGAUCCCGAACAACGUAUUUCGGUUGAGCAAGCACUAUUACAUAGUUAUAUAAAUGUUUGGUAUGAUGCUGAAGAGGUUAAUGCACCAGCACCGGAACCAUAUGAUCAUAGCGUUGAUGAACGGGAACAUACCGUCGAACAAUGGAAGCGACUUAUCUAUGAAGAAGUUAUGGAUUAUGAGGCGCACAAUACCAAUGCGCCCGUAAAUACUACACGGUAGACCCUGAAUUAAUUAAGGCAUGGCAUACUAAUGCUUCUGAGCAACUCUUAAUGUAUAUAAAAUAUAAGAACAAUAAAAGCAUUAAUACUUUCAAAAUAAUAAAGUAAAACAAAAUAAAAAAAUAUAUAUAAAUAAAGUAAAUAAACAUAAAAUAUUAGAGAUCAGCUUGUUUCGCCUCUCAAUAACAAAACGAUUCAAAAUAUAUGUUAUUAUUUUGCAAAAGUGCAUAACAAAAGCGGAAAGUGAUUUUUUUCUAGUAAAGAUAUGAUAUUAAAUUUGAAAUGGCGAAUGUAAUGAAAAGAGUACAAUACAUACAUAAAUACAUAUUUCUAACAAGUGUUUGCUACAUAAAAAAAAUAUAAUUACGAGUAUCACAAAAAAAAAAAAAGAAAAUGGAAAAAAUUAUGGCCAGAACGUAGUAAGUGUAAUACUUUAUUGAAUAAUAAAUAAAUAAAUAUCCCCGAUAACUUAAACAUACAAGCGCAGCAUAAGCUAUUUAUUGGGCACAUGGCAAAGAAAGUGGGGAUAAUUUGAAAAUAACAGCAAAACAAGAAAAAACAUUAACUGCGGUUGAUAGUUGAUCUAACUGAAAAACAACGGUAUUACAAUUUUCGUUUUUUUAGGUAUCGAACAUUGUUAACUAUGAAAAAAAAAAUUCUAUAGAUAUAUAUAGAUCGAACCAGUCUACCAAUAUGUGUACAUAUAAAUAUAUUUCCUUUCUAAUUGAUUAGCUAUUAAAAUACGUUUAUAAGUAGUAUGCUUAACUAUUGUGUUUAUUAAAUUAGGUCGUAGAAACGUAGUAUAUAGUUUACAUAUCAUAAAUAUGUAUGCGCGUAUACCCAUUUCUAACUAGCUUUUUGUUUGUGGAUCUAUUUUUAGAACAAAACGUAGACAUCGUAGAGAAUUUUAAAUUAUGCAGUAGAAAAUUUUUAGCAGCAGUCGUAGUCGAACUACUUUUGUAUGUAAAUAUGUUUGCGAGAUGCAUUGAAGUGGAAGAGAAAUUAUACACAAGAUUAGUGUAGAUUAUUGGAGGGUGAGUUUUGUAAUAAAUAUACCGUUGCACAUAUACAUAUUUACAUGUUUAGUAUGUUAAACUCAAUUGCCUGUAUUCAUGAGGUAUAGUAUCUUGUAUGUGUAUUUUGAGCACAAAAAAAGAAUAUUACAAAUAAUAAAAUAAUUUAGAUUUACUACAUA
Messenger RNA from Bactrocera oleae (olive fruit fly), 3395 nucleotides. It is a transcript of the gene bsk, whose product is annotated as mitogen-activated protein kinase dJNK. Gene Ontology annotation, molecular function: ATP binding; JUN kinase activity. The record is from RefSeq and is a predicted model, not a curated record. Lineage: Eukaryota; Metazoa; Arthropoda; Insecta; Diptera; Tephritidae. Gene Ontology annotation, cellular component: cytoplasm; nucleus. Gene Ontology annotation, biological process: protein phosphorylation; JNK cascade.